Molecule: messenger RNA, 2822 nt
Organism: Balaenoptera musculus (blue whale)
Lineage: Eukaryota; Metazoa; Chordata; Mammalia; Artiodactyla; Balaenopteridae
Gene: TOMM40L
Product: translocase of outer mitochondrial membrane 40 like
Exons: 10
Coding region: 245-1171 (308 amino acids)
Biological process (GO): protein import into mitochondrial matrix
Cellular component (GO): mitochondrial outer membrane; mitochondrial outer membrane translocase complex
Molecular function (GO): transmembrane protein transporter activity
Source: RefSeq, a predicted model, not a curated record
UGGGAAUGCAACGUGAAGCCGCAGUUCUGCCAUCAUUCAAGAUGGCUGCCCCCAUCAAGAUGACCGGGGUGUGCCUGGGGGAAAGGGGCAGCAUGAUGGUAUGAGACGGUCUAGCGUCGGGCCAUGUGGAAGUUUCUGGGACUGGGGAGCCGGAUAAUGGGGCGUGGGGCCCGUGCGGGGUAGAGGGAGCAAAAGCGUCCUUUCCCAGGCGAACCCCGGCCCCUCCCCUGACCUCUGAACUGAAAUGGGGAACACGUUGGGCCUGGCACCGAUGGGGGCUUUGCCCCGCCGGAGCCCCCGUCGAGAGGAACCUCUCCCCAACCCUGGGAGCUUCGAUGAGCUGCACCGGCUGUGCAAAGAUGUAUUCCCAGCACAGAUGGAGGGAGUGAAGCUCGUUGUCAACAAGGUUCUGAGCAGCCAUUUCCAGGUGGCUCACACUGUGCACAUGAGUGCUCUGGGCUUGCCGGGCUAUCACCUCCAUGCGGCCUAUGCAGGGGACUGGCAACUUAGCCCAACUGAGGUGUUCCCCACUGUGGUCGGGGAUAUGGAUAGCAGUGGCAGCCUCAACGCCCAGGUCCUGCUCCUCUUGGCAGAGCGGCUCCGAGCCAAGGCUGUCUUCCAGACGCAGCAGGCCAAGUUCCUGACGUGGCAGUUUGAUGGCGAGUAUCGAGGAGAUGACUACACAGCCACUCUGACCCUAGGAAAUCCUGACCUGAUUGGGGAGUCGGUGAUCAUGGUCGCUCAUUUCCUGCAGAGCCUCACUCAUCGGCUGGUGUUGGGAGGAGAGCUAGUUUAUCACCGGCGGCCAGGAGAAGAGGGGGCCAUUUUGACACUGGCUGGGAAGUACUCGGCUGUACACUGGGUAGCUACCUUGAAUGUGGGAUCAGGUGGGGCCCAUGCAAGUUAUUACCACAAGGCAAAUGAACAGGUUCAGGUUGGAGUGGAGUUUGAGGCAAAUACGAGGCUACAAGACACAACUUUCUCCUUUGGUUACCACCUGACUCUGCCCCAGGCCAACAUGGUAUUUAGAGGCUUGGUGGACAGUAACUGGUGUGUGGGUGCUGUGCUGGAGAAGAAGAUGCCCCCCCUGCCCGUCACCCUCGCCCUUGGAGCCUUCCUUAAUCACUGGCGCAACAGAUUCCACUGUGGCUUCAGCAUCACUGUGGGCUGAGGUUGUCCCAGAGCCAGCCCCCAUAACAGCUGGAACCUCUGAGUCAGGUGCCCUGGGGCCAGGAACUAGGCCCCUCUCAAGAGCCCACCUUGCUGGGUGACCUCUAGGUCCCAGGAGCAGAGUGGGGACAAUACAUGCCCUCCUCCGAACUGAAGCUGCCACAGAGGCAGCUGCUGAGGCAGUGGUUUGAGGCUCCCACCUCUGCCAUCAGCCCCAGUUUCAUCUUCCCAUACUCUUAUGGCUCUGGACUAAGGGAGAAGGAUUAAGGGGUCUGGCUGGGUGCAUUUUCUCCCCUCACUCCCACCUCCUUCAUUUCCUUAUGGAUUAAAGCUCCCAGUCUCUUCCUCUUCAGCGCAGAAAAAUCUGCAUGGGAUUAGGUCCCCAUCCUGUUUUCCAUCCCAGAGUUUCCCAAGGCUGGGAAAGAAGGGCUGAAGGGCUAAAUCUUUGACCUCAGAAAGUGGGGCCCACCUAUUCCCAGACGGAGCUUCUUUACCUCUUAGCCCUGAGGCUUCCUCCUUCCCCAUCUUCUGUGCGUCCAGAGAACAACUUUGUCCCCAUGGCCACGCCUCAUUCUCCCCAUUACCGCAUGAAGAGGCAGAUCUUUAAUCUUUCAUUGCAACCAGUGGGCUCCCUGUUUACUGGCUCCAGCCUCUGGUCCGAGCAUUUUCCCCUUUCCAGUCUAGCGUGUCCAGGUGGGCUGGGGAAGGAGGCGAACUGGGUCUCAGCUGCAGGUCUCCUGGAGCAGUGGCACCAUGGUGGACAGUCCCCUGGAUGUUCGUGAUUUGGUACCAAUAUGCAUUGUUAAUGCUUUGGAGCUCAGCCAACAGGCCCAGCUGCUUCGCAUAUAGAAACCUUCGGGGUCACCAGGGAAGGAGGAGAGAGAUAGGCAGCUGAGAGUCUUGUCCUGAGGCCCUGACCCCCUAAACUGCCUCUCUGUGAAGCUAGGUCUGAACACUAGGGAAAAUAUGCUCUGAUGUGACAAAUGUAUCAAAAGUUCCAAAGGUCCCAAGUGGGGCCUCUAUCUGACACUGACUUCUCUCACCAUGCCAUUUUUCUUGAACCCAGAGCUCAGAGGGCCAAGUGUGAAGAAAGCCCCAGACUCUGCCAGAUAUUCAGCUGUGUGGAAUCUGAGGAUCUGGCCUUCUAGAGCAGGUUCUAGAAGGUGGGUGUGUUCUAUGGUAUAAAGCAACCCUCUCCUGGCCAAACUGGCACAUGGAGGAAUAAGCAAAACAGAAGUGGAAUGUACUUCAGAGUCUGGUUAGAUCAUGGACUGUUGAACCAGGGACUGGCAUUGGCCAUGAAACUGAACGACCAUAACUUCAAAGGGAAUGAAAAAUUAAAGGAAUUGGACCAAUGGAGAGGAGGGGAAGGGCCAAGGAAAGAGAGUGAACAAGGUUCUUGAAAGGCUGUUUUAGUCUGGAGGAGUUGGAUUGGUGAGGUGAUGGAUGUCAUCAAUCUCAGGAAUGCUAUUAUACCAAGCCUGUGAGCUACUACUUUGCAUCUCUCCUGAAUAAAAAAAUCUGGAAAAAGUGAGAUGAAACAGCAGUAGGAGCAAUUUGAAUGCCGGAACUCUAUGAGAUGGGAGGGAAGGACUAGACCCCCAGGGGCCCUGGUUUCCCAAAGGAAAGGACAGUAAAAGCACUCAUCCUGA